AUGCCGGGAGUCGACGUGACAGCUGACAUAGAAACACUCCAUUUGCCCCGAAUACUCUGUCUCCAUGGCGGUGGUUCAAAUGCGAGAGUAUUCUAUACCCAGUGUCGUGUUAUGAGGGCUCACCUCAAGUCCACGUUCAGGCUAUGCUUCGUUGAUGCGCCAUUCUCCAGCCCUGCAGGACCAGGCAUCGAGUCAGUAUACGAAGACUAUGCGCCAUUCUACUGCUGGCAUAACUGGAAACCUGGUAUCACAGAGGACUUUGGCGGACAGACAUUGAGCUAUGUGGAAAAGAUUCUUCGAGAAGCCAUGGCCGAGGACGAUGCCAAAGGAGCAACCGGUAAAUGGGUCGGCAUAUUGGGGUUUAGUCAGGGCGCAAAGACGAGUGCGAGCAUUCUGAUGAAGCAGCAAGUCCAGACGGAGUUAAACAUACGGGAUGAGAAUUCAUUCGACUUCAAAUUCGGCGUUAUAAUGAAUGGACGGGGCCCCCUACUAGAACUGGGUCUGGACUAUGGAAGCGACAGCAGUGUCCCUGGCAGCUCGGCUUCUUCAACUACUGAACAAUCAGAAGAUAUCAAGUCUGCUAGUGGACUCCUACACAUACCCACAAUACACGUCCAUGGGCGGCGAGACCCAGGCCUUUAUCUUCAUCGACACCUGCGCGAUUCGUCCUUUGUGAAGAGUACUACUCGUCUCGUGGAAUGGGAUGGCGACCACCGAUUACCCAUUAAAUUCAAUGAUGUCGACGCUCUUGUAUCGCAGAUCCACGCGGUAGCUAAGGAGACUGGUGCUCUUUGA
This is a messenger RNA of Trichophyton rubrum CBS 118892, 795 nucleotides long. RefSeq lists its product as uncharacterized. The coding region runs from base 1 to 795 and encodes 264 amino acids. Lineage: Eukaryota; Fungi; Ascomycota; Eurotiomycetes; Onygenales; Arthrodermataceae. Gene Ontology annotation, biological process: secondary metabolite biosynthetic process. The record is from RefSeq and is a predicted model, not a curated record. Gene Ontology annotation, cellular component: cytoplasm; nucleus. The transcript has a single exon.